Molecule: messenger RNA, 2398 nt
Organism: Bradysia coprophila
Lineage: Eukaryota; Metazoa; Arthropoda; Insecta; Diptera; Sciaridae
Product: dolichyl-diphosphooligosaccharide--protein glycosyltransferase subunit 2-like
Biological process (GO): protein N-linked glycosylation
Cellular component (GO): oligosaccharyltransferase complex; membrane
Source: RefSeq, a predicted model, not a curated record
GAGUGACAGAUACAUCGAAGCGGUCAGAGCGGACGUUGUUUCUAUGAGCCGUUUGAGUACGGUGUGAGCGUGCGUCAAAUUCGAGGGAGGAGUUGUGACAAGCUAAAAUCUGUCAUUCGGUUAGCAAACAUAUACGAUACGCACCCGGUGUAUUUCGCUGACGUGUAUUUCAUUUGUGAUUGGUUUUCAAUAUUUUGAUCAGUGCAAGGAACAGUUUUUUUCACAAUGCUUAACUUAGGACUUUUCGUCGUCUUUUGUCUUUCCUGCUUCGUCUUGACUGAAUCGACAAAAACCAUUGAUAGCCAUCUGAGUAGUGCAGAUCUGCAACGACUGAAUAGCGUUUUCACCGAGGCUUUAUCAUCCAGCGACAUCCAGUCGAUCUACUAUGGCGCUCUGCACAUUAAAGAUUUGCAAAAGAAACACGCUGAUUUGUGUCCCAUUGUCACUAAAAUCCAUAAAGAGUCCAAGAUGAAUGAUUUCGAGAAAAACUUCUAUCUCGUCAACAUCUACAAGAAGAUUGCAUGUCCGACUCCGAUACAUGAGUCCAUUCAAACAGCGAUUUCAUUGAAAAAGGAAUUUUCCAACAGCCAAGAAAUGUAUUUCAAUUACCAAUCAACGAAAGCUCUCGGUUUCCAAAUAACCGAUGACACCAAGGCUGAUCUGGUCAAAAAUCUGCAAGCAAUUGUGCGAAAAGACGACUCGUUUGCUAGUCUCGGCUAUGCAUUCCAUGUUGCAGCUGAACUGGGUACUCGUGGCGAACCAAUUGCUGAAUGGAUUGAAGGUGCAUUUGCACAGGCUGAUGAAGUCAAUGGUAAAAUGCUGCAGUUCGAAGGUGGAUUGAGCGUAACAGCACUCGUAUUGAACGGAGCUUUUAAAUUGACGACUGCAUUGAAAAAGCCGGCACCAUUAACCGAGGAACAAACGUACAAAUUCGUCACCUAUUUGUUAUCUCGACGAGAGGUACAAAUUGCCAAAGGAGCUCAUGUUUUGAUCGAAGCACUGACCCUUAUUUCAGCUGAUAAGAAAAUAUCGCCGAUAUGUGUACAAAUCGUCGGAAAUGGGCAGAUUCAACCGGAUUCGCCGCUGAUUAUUGUGAAAAUUGUCGAUUUACUCGGAAACCCAGUUAGUCCAGCUGUGUCAUCAGUUUCAGCUACAGUUACAGCAAAACAAAGUUCAACUGCUUUGGUCACCAAGCAAGCGCUUACAUCAAAGAGUUCCGACAAAACCGUUUUCGAACUAAGCUUAUCCGCAGCUAAGCCAGUCCGUGGAGCGUACACCGUUCAGAUAUUUGCCGAUCAAUACCAACAAACCGUGGAAAUCAAAAUCUUAGGCAAGGUUAAAGUGAAGGCCUUAGAAAUCGGUGUUGGAGAAGUUGACAGCACAUCUUCAUUUAAAAAGCAAACGAUCGAUUAUCCCAACAAAUUGAGUGAAGAACUGAAUGCUGAUGCUCAACAAAAAGUUCUUCUUCGAGUUACAUUGAUCGAUGAAACAACUGGAAGUCCAAUGACCGUUCAUCAAGCAUUUAUUCGGCUGGAAAAUAAGAAGUCUGGCGAAGAAAUUAUUUUUGUCGCUGAACAAGAUACGUCCAAGGCAUACAAAUUUGAUAUGGAUGUUGGUGCACGAGGUGUUGACUUUGGUCAUAUUUCCGGCUUAUAUUCCAUGGAAUUAAUUGUUGGUGAUGCAUCUCUAUCGAAUUCCUUCAAAUGGUACGUUGCUGACAUUCAACUGAAAUUCAGCUCUCAACCCAAAGCCGUCAGCAACACACCAAUCAGAACACUACGGCCAGAAAUCAUCCAUCAAUUCCGUGAGCCCGAAAAGCGUCCGGCACGCUUAGUGUCUGACCUGUUCACUGGAUUGUGCAUUGUUCCUCUCGUGGUGCUGUUUAUUUUGUGGAGCAAAUUGAAGGUCAACGUAAGCGAUUUUCCGUUCACUUUAAGCGCUCUUGGAUUCCAUCUGGGCUUCGGCGCAAUUCUCCUGCUAUUUUGUGUGUUCUUCUGGAAGCUGAAUAUGUUUGAAACAAUUCGCUAUUUGCUGCCAUUGGCUCUAGUUACAUUUUUCUUUGGCAAUCGUUUGUUGCGAUCGAUUGCAGCGAGAAAAUCUUCAUAAGCUCAACAACAUUUCCUUACACGUGUGCUGUUUCGUAAAAUACGUUUUGAUGCAAGAGGAGAGUAAUAAGUGAAUGUGAAAUCCAAUCAGUCGAUAAGCUUUAUAAGAAUUCUUUUUUAAUUACAAUAAUUUCAUAGGCACGCUCCAUAAGAGCUAAUAGAGCCAAGGAUGUAACACUUUUUUUUUCAAGUAAUUUUCGAUGUAAGCCAUUCGAAUACGGACUCCUGUUGUAUGAUUUGUUUUUGAGUCAAAAAAAUUAAACGAUCAAAACUACUUGAACAAUCGUUCAAAA